Molecule: messenger RNA, 1039 nt
Organism: Scomber scombrus (Atlantic mackerel)
Lineage: Eukaryota; Metazoa; Chordata; Actinopteri; Scombriformes; Scombridae
Product: NACHT, LRR and PYD domains-containing protein 3-like
Exons: 6
Coding region: 68-1039 (323 amino acids)
Molecular function (GO): protein binding
Source: RefSeq, a predicted model, not a curated record
GGAGGAAGAGCAGAGGAGGAGCAGCAGAGACGCAUUUCUGAAGAUCACACUGCACUUCCUGAGGAGAAUGAAGCAGGAGGAGCUGGCUGAGCGUCUGCAGAGCAGAACUCGUGCUGCAAAGUGUCGACGUAAACUCAAGUCUAACCUGGAGAAGAAGUUCCAGUGUCUGUUUGAGGGGAUCGCUAAAGCAGGAAACCCAACCCUUCUGAAUCAGAUCUACACACCGCUCUACAUCACAGAGGGAGGGACUGCAGAGGCCAAUGAUGAACAUGAGAUCAGACAGAUUGAAACAGCAUCCAGGAAACCAGACAGACCAGAAACAACAAUCAGACAAGAAGACAUCUUUAAAGCCUCACCUGGAAGAGAUGAACCAAUCAGAACAGUGAUGACAAAGGGAGUGGCUGGCAUUGGGAAAACAGUCUUAACACAGAAGUUCACUCUGGACUGGGCUGAAGACAAAGCCAACCAGGACAUACACUUCACAUUUCCAUUCACUUUCAGAGAGCUGAAUGUGCUGAAAGAGAAAAAGUACAGCUUGGUGGAACUUGUUCAUCACUUCUUUACUGAAACCAAAGAAGCAGGAAUCUGCAGGUUUGAAGAGUUCCAGGUUGUGUUCAUCUUUGACGGUCUGGAUGAGUGUCUGCUGACAAAGACAGGAAUUAUCUCACCGACCAAUCAGAAUGCAGUCCAGUACAUCAAGGAGAAGAUCAGUGAGAAUGUCUUGAGUGACUGUAACCUGUCAGAGAGAAGCUGUGCAGCUCUGUCCUCAGUUCUCAGCUCCCAGUCCUCUAGUCUGAGAGAUCUGGACCUGAGUAACAACAACCUGCAGGAUUCAGGAGUUAAGCAGCUGUGUGCUGCACUGGAGAGUCCACACUGUACACUGGAAACUCUCCUACUGUCAUCAGGAAAAGAUCUGGACGUGUUUGACCUGAAGAAAUACUCUGCUUCAGAGGCGGUUCUUCUGAGGCUGCUGCCAAUGGUCAAAUCCUCCAACAAAGCUCUGUUGAGUGACUGUAACCUCUCAGAGAGUAUUUUCUAG